GGUAGGUAGUGCUCAGUCGGGAACAGGAAUCAGGGCUUCUCUUCUCCCAGCUAGAAAUUAUUCUCAUGGUUUCCGAGAAUUUAUGUUGUCUGUCCUGCGAAGAAGAGAAGGUCAAGUACAGCACAAAAGAUCUGCUCCCCCUCGCCAUUUACAACGCCAUCUCUAGAGUCAUGUCGUACGCCUUUUCUGUUGCCCUUCUCCUUCUUCUCCUCCUCCUCCUCUUCUUCUUUCUCCUCGUCCUCCUCGUCCUCGUCAAAAUACUUCAGAAAUCGACUACUCAACUCCUCAACAAGUCCUUCUUUUCUUCGAACAAAUUCAUCCUUGACUUUGUGCAUCUGACUGGAGGGAUCUGGUGAGCGCGGCGGGGGUUGAGAACUACUGUACUCCUGGGGCCGUCCUUUAUCAUGUUUGUGGUGUUUGAAGAAAGAUCGCAGGUAUGAUGAGUCCUUCAGCUAGCUAGCUUCCUCCACGGAUUGACCGGAAACUCCAGGAUUUCCUCAAAAAAGAUCAGAUCAAACCA
Molecule: messenger RNA, 520 nt
Organism: Mollisia scopiformis
Lineage: Eukaryota; Fungi; Ascomycota; Leotiomycetes; Helotiales; Mollisiaceae
Exons: 1
Coding region: 66-356 (96 amino acids)
Source: RefSeq, a predicted model, not a curated record